AUGUUAUGUUAGGGCCCUUAGCGAUAGAGUUAGCAGUUUAAAUCAUAUUUUUUGAAUUUUCGUCUAAUUUUGGUGAUUUUAGUGUCUCCAAACAACGUCGGCCAGGGUUCCGGCCCACGCUCGUGCCCUCCAUCCGAGCGCCAAGCCCAUUCCGCGCAGGCUGAAGUACUGCCGGCGGUAAUGGCCCCUCCUCUGGUUGGCCAGCACCCAACCGGCGUCCCAGAGGAGGGUAAAGAGGGGCCAAGCCCAGCAUCUGGCCUCUCUGGCUUCGGCCUAAAUAACGCCCCAACCGUUCAGGCCGAGCACCUGCCGGCGGUUGAGGGCACGGAGAGAUCGAGCUCACCACUCGAUCUCUCCGCCCCCAGCACGUUGCAGUUCUCGCCCGUCUACAGUCCCGGGCACUCAACGUUGCAUGGGGUCCCCUCAAUAAACUCAAUGGAAGUCUUCGAUGAGGGGGAAGACUGGGCGGUGGACGAGACGGUCGAAGACAGAAUCGACCGUCUCGAAUACGAACGAAAACUAUGGAAGACCGAAUGCCGGAAGAUGUGGCAGAGGCAAUCGAACCUCGAGAAAAAUGUGAGGUACUAUGAAGGGGCGGUUGAAGAGGCCCAAGCUGAAGUCAAGAAGGCCAAAGAAGAAGCGGCCGCCGCAAUCAGAAAAGCGGAAGAAGAAGCCGAAAACAAGAUCAGCGAGCUCCAAAGAAAAUAUUUUGGGGCCCUGACCGAAGCGGACCGUGCUCAGAGGAAGCAAAAGGAGGCAGAAGAAGAAGUCGCCCGUCUCCAACAACGGCUCAUGGAGAAUUUGAAAAAGGCCGCUCCUCGUUCACCAAGAAAAGAACGCUCCAGAAGUCCACUGACAACGGCACGGUCACGAACUCCCGACGCCCAGCCAAGUGCCUCGCCGACACCUGAAGCCGAACCAGAGCUUUCACAGCCGUCCUUCGACGUCCAGGCUGUAGAACAACAACAGCAUGAUGCCCCAGGGCCCCUCCGAAGAAUGCCCAAGUGCAGGAGGCGGUGCUGCCAGCCGCCGCCUCCUGUCAAUCAACCUCCUCGGCCUCCCCGAAGAUCAAGGGAGGCUGAACAACUCGGCCCAAUCAUUGAAGCCGUCGUCUUUGAAGACCGGCCGAGGAGGAGAAGCCGUCAGCCUCCGGCACGCCUUGUCGUAGACAUGGUGCGCAGGAGCUACGCAUCAAUGCGUAACUCCUUGAUGCCUCGUAAGUUUAUUGGCUCUUUUUUCACUUUUUAGGCCAAAAUCCUCUAGAAAUAAACCAAGUUCAGGUGUUUUUUUAAUAAAAAAUACAUUAUCCAUGUAUAAUUCUCAAUAAUAUCUGUUUUUUUUCAGGCAGAAGGACCCGAAGGACCAAUGUUCAUGACGAGCUUCCUGGGUUCCUUGGGUAA
Molecule: messenger RNA, 1400 nt
Organism: Bursaphelenchus xylophilus (pine wood nematode)
Lineage: Eukaryota; Metazoa; Nematoda; Chromadorea; Rhabditida; Aphelenchoididae
Source: the annotation of a GenBank genome assembly